This is a messenger RNA of Physcomitrium patens, 2288 nucleotides long. RefSeq names its product GATA transcription factor 24. Gene Ontology annotation, biological process: regulation of DNA-templated transcription. Gene Ontology annotation, molecular function: zinc ion binding; sequence-specific DNA binding; protein binding. Lineage: Eukaryota; Viridiplantae; Streptophyta; Bryopsida; Funariales; Funariaceae. The record is from RefSeq and is a predicted model, not a curated record.
AUGUCAGACGCAGAGCCUCUCGUGCAUCCUCAAUCUCUUCAAUUACAUCAUAGCCUUCAUCCACACAACCUGAAUCAUGGAUUAAGUCACGCACAACAUGCCAUGCAUGAGAUGCAUGUGCACGGCCAUGGCGAAGCAGACGGACACGGCCAUGUUAGGGUCGACCAACGAGUCCAGGGUCACUUGGAGGGCGACCAUGCCCACGGUAAUCAUGGCCAUCACGGGCACGGGAUGCACAAUAACGAGGAAAAUGAAGCUGAAGUGGAAGAUCAUGACGAUGAUGCCGCAGACGAGGAAGGUCUGGAUGAGGCUAACAUGCAUUCUGAUGGCGGUGGCAACCCGAAUGAUGGCCCUGCUCCCCUGACUGUGCGCACUCAGAGUUCCACCCAGCUCACCUUAUCUUAUCAGGGUGAAGUAUAUGUGUUCGAUGCCGUGCCUCCUGAGAAGGUCCAGGCUGUGCUGCUUUUAUUGGGCGGCCGCGAGAUACCUCCGGGCAUGUCAGGCGUCAACAUAUCCAAUAACCAUCAUCAUCACAAGGGGCUGACGGAUUUACCAGCUCGAAUGAACAUGCCACAAAGGUUAGCAUCUUUGACAAGAUUUCGGGAGAAGCGCAAAGAGCGGUGUUAUGAUAAGAAGAUUCGGUACACUGUUCGGAAAGAAGUUGCUCAAAGGAUGCAGCGCAAGAAAGGCCAGUUUGCAUCUUCGAGGCCAAGUCAAGAAGAGGGUGCACCUGUUGCUAAUUGGGAUGGUACCCAAGCCCUUGGACAGCCUGUAGGGGCCGGGGGAGUUCAACCAGAAGUCAUUUGUGUACAUUGUGGAAUUGGGGAGCGGUCCACUCCAAUGAUGCGACGAGGACCUGCUGGGCCUCGCACACUAUGCAACGCGUGUGGUCUUAUGUGGGCUAAUAAGGGCGUAUUGAGAGAUCUGUCCAAGAACCUUUCAAUUGCCCCUGGAGUGCAGCAGCAACUUAUACUACAGUCACAACAAGGUACAGAUCAUUCUGCAGCAACUGCAGCACCAGGUAGCGGGCUCGCAGCAUAGUGCAGAAAACACUUCACAAGUGGUGGAUGUACAGGGAAGCCUACAGGGGGAAGUGGACGUACAGAAAAACAUUGCAGGCAUAGUAGCAGCCGGUGGUGGUCCCGUUCUUGCGGCUGGAUAGCCCUCACAUGUUUGCCAUGCACUUCGAACAUCCAUCCUCAUCCAUUGAUUGUAUUUAUAUAUAUUUUUGGGUUUUGUUGCUGUCCUUCGAAGUCUCAUGAAAGCCUACAUGGGAAGCUUGAUAAUGCAGCUGAUGGUGCGUCCCUAAUAUACAGAAGGUUUGUGAGACUGCUGACAAUGUUGUGCCUAUCCUAUGUGGAAAUUGCUUUGAAAAAUAUAGUGCUCCUGGUUCCACUCCAAACGCUGGUACGAAGGUACAAUGUAUAUGGACAAGGGGUUGAUGAGGCUGAGCUGGGAUUGUUUGGGUUUUGCGUUGCCAUCCAUCAACCUACACUUUCACAGUCGUAUGUUUAAUUUUUUAUUAAAAUGAGGGGAUGUUACUUGCCUUGGGACUCCCCAGUGUUUCAGAACAUCUCUCUAUUGGAGUAUUGCGCACUUGCAUGAUUGUUUCUGUUUAUUGUUUCUUUGUCUUUAUCUCUGUUUAUUUUUGCCUCACUAAUUGAUUUCUACAUCUGAGGUUUCUGUAAUCUAGAAGCACUCCAUGGUAAUGGCUAGAGAUUUUUAUCGAUAUUGUUUCACAAAACUUCAAUGGAACCAAGGUAUAAUAUGUCUACUCUCUUACUUUGGUGUCCACAUGGUCAGACUCUCAUUAUGUUUCACUUUUGUAGAUAUCACAGGACAGGGUUAUGUCUCAAGACUUGUGCAAGAAGACUUUGCUGGAUCAGUUUUGGCUUCACUUGCAAUUGCCGGACAGCCUCAAAUAUCGUUUAUAAUCAGAAACACUAGGUUUAAAUUUUGAUUUCCUGUGAGGUCACCUUUUGGUACACAAAUAGAUGCAGAAGAAGCAAAAAAUAUUAUGUGAAAAGAAUGAAGCUGGAUCCAACAAGAGUAACAUGGAUCAGGUUGGGACUAUGGGGAGAGAGCAAGAGUUGGACUAAUGACUGAUUGAACAAAAGCUUUUGGGUAGGUCAUCCAAGAGAUCUUCUGGAUCAUAUUCAAGGUUCUAAGAGGUUGCUACACAACUUAGCAUUAAUGUAAUACAACUUUUAAAAAUUGAAGUUCUUACAUGUAUACCCUCACUCAUACACUGCAAGACUAUGAGUGAGGAUAUCCAUGUAUUUGUAGAA